CCGGCUGUGCCAGAAACUCUUAAGAAAAAGCAAAGGAAUUUUGCUGAACUGAAGAUCAAGUGCUUGAGAAAGAAGUUUGCCCAAAAGAUGUUUCGAAAGGCAAGGAGGAAGCUUAUCUAUGAAAAAGCCAAGCACUAUCACAAGGAAUAUAGGCAAAUGUAAAGAACUGAGAUUUGAAUGGCUAGAAUGGCAAGAAAGCUGGCAACUUUUAUGUACGUGAGGAACCCAAACUGGCAUUUGUCAUCAGGAUCAGCAGUAUCAGUGGCAUGAGCACAAAAGUCCGAAAAGUGUUGCAACUUCUUCGCUUUCACCAAAUCUUCAAUGGCACCUUUGCUAAGCUCAACAAGGCCUCAAUUAACAUGCUGAGGAUUGUGGAAUCAUAUAUUGCAUGGGGGUACCCGAACCGGAAGUCAGUGAACGAACUGAUCUAUAAGCGUGGUUAUGGCAAAAUCAAUAAGAAGCAGAUUGCCUUGACAGAUAACUCUUUGAUUGCACGAUCUCUUGGUAAAUAUGGCAUCAUCUGCAUGGAGGACCUGAUCCAUGAGACCUAUAGUGUUGGGAAACGCUUCAAAGAAGCAAACAACUUCCUGUGGCCCUUCAAACUAUCUUCUCCCAGAAGGGUGAUGAAGAAAAAGACCACCCGUUUUGUAGAAGGGGGAGAUGCCGGCAACAGUGAAGACCAGAUCAAUAGGCUUAUUAGAAGGAUGAACUAAGGUGUCUACUAUGAUUACUUUUAUAAUCUGGUCAGUUAAUAAACAGUGAUUGCUUUCAAAUUAAAAAAAAAUGACAUUUACUGGAGCAUUUAUACAGCUGUGGAGAUGAUGGGCACUUAUUUGAUAUGGUUUGAAGACAUAAGUAUGAGAAAGUGGAGACAGCAGUUUCAGACCAUUCUUUUGAGGUCUUAGUUGU
Choloepus didactylus (southern two-toed sloth) is the source of this 909-nucleotide messenger RNA. RefSeq names its product 60S ribosomal protein L7-like. The transcript has a single exon. The record is from RefSeq and is a predicted model, not a curated record. Gene Ontology annotation, molecular function: structural constituent of ribosome; RNA binding. Gene Ontology annotation, biological process: maturation of LSU-rRNA from tricistronic rRNA transcript (SSU-rRNA, 5.8S rRNA, LSU-rRNA). Gene Ontology annotation, cellular component: cytosolic large ribosomal subunit. NCBI's taxonomy places the organism in Eukaryota, Metazoa, Chordata, Mammalia, Pilosa, Megalonychidae. Bases 267 to 713 code for a protein of 148 amino acids.